AUGGUAGCGAAGUCCCUCUCUUCACUUCCCAGCCGGCACCAGGUUUCCCCAGGACCGAUGGCAGGCUCGUCUUGGCUUCACCCCGAAGGGUUACUGGACCCCAGCACCACGAUGAGGUGCGAGCCGUCGCUGGGGAAAUGGCAUAUAGAUGAGGACGUUGCAGAAAGAAAGAAAGAAAAAAUGAAGAACAGACAUGGUGACAACGUCCCUCUCUUCACUUCCCAGUCGGCACCAGGUUGCCCCGGGACCGGUGAGCAGAAGGCGGGGGAUAAAUGA
Molecule: messenger RNA, 276 nt
Organism: Penicillium crustosum
Lineage: Eukaryota; Fungi; Ascomycota; Eurotiomycetes; Eurotiales; Aspergillaceae
Exons: 3
Coding region: 1-276 (91 amino acids)
Source: RefSeq, a predicted model, not a curated record